This is a messenger RNA of Ananas comosus (pineapple), 2685 nucleotides long. Its product is annotated as GATA transcription factor 8-like. Gene Ontology annotation, molecular function: zinc ion binding; sequence-specific DNA binding. The transcript has 3 exons. Gene Ontology annotation, biological process: regulation of DNA-templated transcription. Lineage: Eukaryota; Viridiplantae; Streptophyta; Magnoliopsida; Poales; Bromeliaceae. The record is from RefSeq and is a predicted model, not a curated record. Bases 997 to 2199 code for a protein of 400 amino acids.
CAUCCCCCCCACUUUACCCCCCAGCCCCCAUCCCAUAUCAAUCCCGUCCGAAAAUCCAUCCAUCACUACGCCAAUAUUACACGCACGUCACAUUAUAUUAUAUUAUUAUUAUAACAUUACAUUACAUUAUUUAUUAUUAUACCCCUGCGCGCGCGCGCUCUCUCUCUCUCUCUCUCCCGAGUCUCUCUCCCGUUGCUCGUUCCCAAUUAAUUUAGACUUGUUCGCCCCUCUCACGUUCUGUCCCUGCCGAGUCCCACCGCUCUCCCACCCCCCACAAUACUUUUCUGUAUAGAUUUCUCCUCCGAGUCUCACCCCGGCCCUCUUACCUUACCUUACCUUAUUGGGCCUUUCCCAUUUCCUCCCCUUCGCCCUCUCUCCCCCGUCUACCUUAUUUACUUACCUUCUCCCUCCCUCCGACCCCCACCUCUCCAACGGUUUAAAGCUAGCUAGCGCCACAAAGCACUCUAUUUGGGCGACCCUGGGUUAAGGAGGGAGGAGCCGGGACUAAUAGAGAGAGAGAGACCUACUAUAGUAGAAUAGAAUAGAAAUAGAAUAGAAUUAUAGAAUAGAAUAGAAUAGAGCAGCUGCUGCUGGGGCUCUAGUAUAGUUCAUAAUUCGUCACAGGCAUAAAACACGCGGAGUCGAAUUGAGGAGCUUUUUGAAGAGGGCUUUCCUUCGCCGCCCUCUCUCCUUUUUCUUCCUCUAAAUUAAAUUGGCAGCCGCUCAAUUGUUGCGAAGGGAGUUCGUCGAAUCGUCGCUGCAGCCAGCGGUCUCUUCUUUACAAUUUGGUCACAGGAUCUGUCGGCUUGCUCGGCCAAUUCCAUUCAUUUCUUUUUGUUGCGUCUUGAAUUGGGAAAAUCUCGAGGUUGGUCUCUCCGUUGCCUCCGCCAUAGCUCCGAACUGAGACACUCGCAAUCUCCGAGUGCAAAAACGCACACAGGUUAGCGAGGUAACGAGCACAAGGAAGUCUUAUCUACAUUGCGGGAAGAAACUACUAUGGAAGACGUGAUGGCCGAGAUUUCAUUGGAUGCAACAUGUGGUGAUUUGUUUGAUCACAUUGAUGACCUGCUGGAGUUCCCCAGCGAGGAUGAUGUAUUUCUCGAGAUGGACCCGCCGGCCCGCAAUAGCUCCUGUAUUGUUUCGCCGGCUGUGCUCGAACCAUUUCUUCCUCCUCCCCUUCAAAACCACACACUCCUAGGAGGGGAAUCCGGCGAUAAGUUGGACCACAACUGUGGCGCCACUACGGAGUCGAAUUCGGAGGAGGAAAAACUUGUCACGGGCAACGAGGACCUGGAUGUUGCACAGCUGGAAUGGCUGUCCAAUUUCUUCGACGAGACAACCGACUCCUUCACGCUGGACCUCCCCAACUUCAGUUCCAAAGCAGCCAACAACAUUGAUAGUAAUAAUACCGCCAAUGCAGAGACCGCAGCGAACGAAGCAGACUGCUUCUUUCGCACAUCCAGUCCAGUCUCAGUCCUCGAGCACAGCAGCAGCCUUAAUGGUGGCAGCGGGGGAGGCGGCUCGGCUUCCUCUUACUCGUCCUCGUCGUCCUCCUCCAACUCUUCCUCUGGAAGCGGAAGCAGAAGCAGCAGCAGCAGCAGUGGCAGCAGCGCGAGGGAUCCCGAACCAGUGCUGGUGAUUCCGGCCCGUGCACGCAGCAAGCGCGCCCGCCCGGCCCCCUUCUCCGGCCGCCCCCACGUCACCAUACCUUUCCUGGCGCCUCCCUGCGAUGCCUCCUGCAACGGAGAGGGCAUUGCCGAGUCCAGCGCUCCUCCCCCUCCUCCCUCCAUGAAGAAGAAAAAGAAGAUCAAGAAGGUGGGCUCCUCCCUCACCGACGCAGCAGCAGCAGCAGCAGCAGCAGCAGAAGAGGGCUACCCGCAGCUGCAGCAGCAGCAGCAGCAGGCUCCCGCCCCGGUAAGAAAGUGCAUGCACUGCGAGAUACAGAAGACGCCGCAAUGGAGGGCGGGUCCCAUGGGGCCCAAGACCCUCUGCAAUGCUUGCGGCGUGCGCUACAAGUCCGGGCGCCUUUACCCCGAGUACCGCCCUGCAGCCAGCCCCACCUUCGUCCCUUCCGUCCACUCCAACUCUCAUAAGAAGGUCGUUGAGAUGCGCCUCAAGGCUAAGACCACCGGAGGUGGUGCGUUGCCGUCCUCGGAUUUGGGCCGCGACUUGCUCGACUACAUCCGCAGGCGGGAAUGAGCAAGAUGAUACCACGGCCGCGCUAGAUCCGUCACGUUAAUUCCCUACUACAGCAUAAACGAUUUUUUUCUUCCUUCUUUUUUCUUUUCCCCCCCAUCUUUUAGUUAGUCAGUCGUAUUAAUUGCUUCAUUUGUCUGGUUCUUUCUUCCAUUUGUUUUGUUUAUUAUUAUGUAUCCCCUAAAUUUUGUACAGAGGUGGGUGAUCACGAGGAAGACGGGAGAAGUAGAAGAACUUGAGAUAGGCGAACCGCUAUAAACUAGUUAAUUAGUAGAUAAUUGAGGACUGAAACAGAGGAAGAGUGAGGAUGAGGAGUAGAGUUGAAAUCUUUGUUAGUUAGAAGCACAGGGAGAGGGGAUACGGUGUUAGAAGGGGGAAUUAUUAGAAAAGAAAGGUGUAGCUUGAUAUUGGAGAUUGGUGUAUUGUAUUCUUUUUGCAGUUGAUUGAUUAAUUUCAAGGUAUUCUAUCCAGUAUUAUUGAUUGCUCGUA